Myxocyprinus asiaticus (Chinese sucker) is the source of this 5448-nucleotide messenger RNA. It is a transcript of the gene cables1, whose product is annotated as Cdk5 and Abl enzyme substrate 1. The coding region runs from base 1888 to 3477 and encodes 529 amino acids. Gene Ontology annotation, cellular component: cytosol. The record is from RefSeq and is a predicted model, not a curated record. Gene Ontology annotation, biological process: nervous system development; regulation of cell cycle. NCBI's taxonomy places the organism in Eukaryota, Metazoa, Chordata, Actinopteri, Cypriniformes, Catostomidae. The transcript is spliced from 10 exons.
UUCUUCUAAAAAUCUUUGUGUUCAGCAGAAGAAAGAAAGUCAUACACAUCUGGGAUGGCAUGAGGGUGAUUAAAUGAUGAAAGAAUUUUCGUUUCGUCCCCACAUAACUCUUAGGCAUAUGCAAUUGAUUUGAUUGACCACUAGAUGGAACUAUCCCGCUUAAAGUAACUUUGCAUUAAAGUGCGACGAGGAAGUUGCAAACAGUUUGCUCUUGCAAUAUUUUGUGCCAAACUGCCAACAUAUUUAAUUUCAUCAUUUCAGUUUCGUAAUAUUGAUAAGAACAUGGUCGGUUGCAGAGGAAUCCAAAUAUGUCAUUAAACACUCUAUAUUUAUUACAUUCUUAUUAUACUCUUAUUGCACUCUAAAUACUCUAUUCAUAUACCUUUGUUUUUCCAAAAAAUGCACUAAUUGAAUAAUACAUCAUGAAGAUGAAAAGAUUUUAAUAGGUCUUAAGAAGGGAGCACUAUGGGAUCAAAAUCCCAUUAAAUGUAUUGUGGUCACGGAUCCAAAAAUUAUAAGCGUGAAUUAAAAGAAAAUAAUACGAAAAAAAAUAAUAAUAAGUUCAAAAAAUAAAUAAAAAACACAGAUCAAAAUAAUUAGCGCAGAUCAAAAAAUAACAAACACGAAUCAAAAAUAUAUAAACACAUUUAAUAUAUGCUGCAAAAAAUGCGCUUGUAAAAACAUGCAUCAAACAUCCACACCAACCCAGCCUUGUUUUUUUUUUUUUGUUUUUUUUCAGAUAUGCAAAACGCCCCCUGAUUUACAUGAAACUCUACUCACAAGUUUUGGAAAACCAAGAGCAGAACUUGGAAACAAAAGCAAAGAAAGAUACAGCGUAAGCAUACAAAAAAUGAAAAUAUGAAAGCAAAACUGUCAGACACCACAAAAAUAAAAAACAGUAAUAUAACCUUACUUUGCAAUUCUGAUGACUUUGCUUUAAUUUUUCUGUUUUGUUUGUUUUUUUUUUUUUAUUUUUUUUUUUUUGCAGCAUAUAUUAAAUGUUUAUAUAUUUUUGAUUCAUGCUUGUUAUUUUUUGAUCUGCGCUAAUUAUUUUUAUCUGCACUUAUUAUUUAUUUUUGCACUUAUUUUUUUAUUUAUUUUUUUUAAUCUGUGCUUAUUAUUUUUUGAUUCACGCGUAUUAUUUUUGGAUCCGUGACCGCAGUACUUUUGACGGGAUUUUGAUCCCAUAGGAAGCAGUUCAAUUGCCAAUGUUGUAGUUGUCCAAAACCAAUGAAGAAGUCUAGAAGUUGAGUUUUAGCUAAAUCCAUUUUGAAAGAACAAUAAAGGUAUCUGCAACAACUCGUGUUAUCUGUGACUGUCCGUGUCUUGAAUGUUUACUUUUAUGUAAUUUUAAGGAUGUCCUGUCCAAGUAGCUCAGAAGGGCGUUACAAGAAUGAAAGAGGAAAAAAACAUUCAGACUGUAUUUAAAAACCUUGCGUGUCGCCUACCUAGGCGGCAUAUAAGGGCAUCAUACCAAAACAGCGAGACGCGUCGCAGCGGUCAAAGACGUCUGUUUAUCAAAUGUUUACAUAAGAAAACAACUGAAAACUGCGCGGAUUGAAAAACGCGGUCGGUGUGAACGACUAGAAUUGAGAAUUGCGUUCCGAACGUACUAAACAUGAUGCCUAGCUAGGCUUCUCGCUAGGUUUCGAGACACUCCUUCAUUCUCAUGAAUCCCUAUUGGUCAAACUAAUGUUCCUACUGCCACAAUACUGCACACACGUGACCCUUAUUUUCUGUACACACAGACACACACACACACACACAUUAUAACACAGCAGGCACUUAAAAGACAACGCCAUGGCGUUUUGACCAACACUUUCAGCCCACAUCCAUACAAACAUCAUGAACCCUCUCCGUUGACAGACACACAUUCAUGCACCCGUGAUGGCGAGCGCGCUGCAGAUGAAGCACUCCAGUCUGGAACAUACACGGAAGCGCGUGAUAGACCCACGGCGGAGGCAAGCUGCACUCUCAUUCCUCAGCAACAUCUCUCUGGACGGACGACCCGUGCAGGAUGACGGGGACAAUCAGACCGAGGAGGAGGACAGCUCAGUUAUGGAAGCAAGGACUAGACAGAGCCUGGUUUCAGCAGUGGGCCAGCAGCAGACACUGGCCGCAGCAGCGAACCAGGCUUUCAGCAGUGCCCGAGCUGCUGGCUUCAUGGCCGGGAUGACGGGUCCCAGCGCGGCUGCUCCUCCUCCUCCAGCGUGUAGUGCGGAUGCGGAGGGGGAUGAGAGUAGCGCUUCUGUGUUCAGCUCCCCUUUUUCUGCAGUGCCACCGGCGACGAGGGGGAGACUGCAGACGUACACUCAGGGAAUUCUGCCUGUGUCCUACAGGCAGUCCAGCCAGAACUACUGCUGUCUAGAGGGUGGACCGAUAGCCAACUCUGCCCUGGAGCUGCAGAGAUCCAGACGGAGGCUGAUAUCCCAGCGGUCUUCACUGGAGACUCUUGAGGAUAUUGAGGAAAAUGCCCCUCUACGCCGAUGCCGAACUUUAUCUGGUUCACCGCGGCCAAAGAGUUUCAAGAAGGUCCACUUCAUCAAAAAUAUGAGGCAGCAUGAUAUGCGCAAUGGAAGGAUAGUCCUUAUGAGUGGCAGAAGAUCCUUCUAUAGUGUAUUUUCUGUCCUGCCCUAUCGAGAUUGUAGCCAAACAGGGGAUGUGAAGGCAGAGGGCGGACGCCAGCGUCACCCCUCGGGUGGCAUGAGUGCCAAGGAGAUGGUGAUCGGCCUGGAGGGUGUUGAAUUGGGUGCAGAUGGCAAGACUGUUUCAUACACACAGUUCCUGUAUCCAACCAAUGUCCUGGGUCGUCGAAACACCAUCGACUCCACGUCGUCUUUCUCUCAGUCUCGGAAUGCCAGUCACCGCAGCCUCAUUCUGGCACGUGCCAACAGUAACCAGAGUAGCCUUGAUACAGGGAAUGAACUGGGAGAUUUCAGGGAGUACGACCCAAAUCUUCUGGAUGACCCGCAGUGGCCAUGUGGAAAGCACAAAAGAGUGCUCAUAUUUCCCUCAUAUAUGACCACAAUCAUUGAGUAUGUCAAGCCCUCUGAUCUCAAGAAGGACAUGAAUGAGACCUUUAAGGAGAAGUUCCCUCACAUUCGUCUAACACUGAGCAAGAUAAGAAGCCUGAAGAGAGAGAUCCGUAAGCUAGCUCAGGAGGAGUGUGGCUAUGAGGAGUCCACAGUGGCCAUGGCUUUUGUUUACUUUGAGAAGCUGGUGCUGCAGGGUAAACUCAAUAAACAGAAUCGUAAACUCUGUGCCGGUGCCUGCGUCCUCCUCGCAGCCAAGAUCGGAGGAGACCUUAAGAAGCAUGAAGUCAAGCACCUGAUUGAUAAACUAGAGGAGAGGUUUAGGGUGAACCGGAGAGAGCUGAUUGCCUUCGAGUUCCCUGCUCUGGUGGCCCUCGAGUUCAAUCUGCACCUCCCAGAGCACGAGGUCAUGCCCCAUUAUAGACGCCUCCUGCAAAACUCCUAGUGACAGCUCGGACGGAGUCCUCCUUCUCUCUUGAUCUUCUCAACCCAAGAUCUUCUCGACCAGAAAGCCCCUAUACACAUCACUGAUGUCCUCGAUCAUCUCCAGAUGUUGGAAUAAAGACACUAUUCCUCUGUUAUUAAAAAAAGACUUCUCAGCCAAAGUGACAACUCUAUACUGAACUCUUUCUAAAGGGAGUAUCUUGUUUCCUAGAAUUUUUCCUACGACCUUUGGGUACAUUUUAAGUGUUUGUUUUUUCAGUUGAAUUUUGCCUACUCGCAGGGUUAUGGUAAGUGUUACAGCUCAAGUGUUCAGGAAUGGAUAAACCUUUUAGUGUGUUUCCAAAUUUCAGGAGGCCAUUUUUAUUCUAAACAAGUUUGGGCUGUUUGAUUCGUAUUCUUUUCACAGAUGACAGUAUUCCUUUAUUUCCCCUUUCAGAACAUGUUGCAUCUUCCUUUAUCCCAAAUUUUGACAUUCUGCCAAAUCUGCCUAGUUUCUCUGCACUUGCUCUUUCUUGGUUGAAAGCCUUAAAAUUGGCAAGUCAAAUGAUUCUAAACUCUUAGAAGUAUGUGACUGUUCUCCGCAAGUGCAGUUUUCGAGUCUUUGGUAUGGUAGACCUGCACAGCAUCUGUAGAACAACAUGGUAGAUGGUUCUUCAUCUCAUUUCCUCAUUUAAAUUCAUUUUAUCCAGAAUUCCUGCUUUUAACCCUGCUGAAUUUCCAUGCUGGUUUGGUGCUGGUCUAGCUGUUGGACCAGGAAAAUCAUGCUUCUCUCCUGCAUGAAAUGCUGUUAAACAGCAUGAUCAUUCUGGUGAGGCUGGUUGACCAAGGAAGUCUUGCUGGUCUUUUCAGCAGGGAGUUUAACCACCACUCAAACUUAUGUUGUAGACGGUAACAGCAGUAUCUCUUGUGGGAGUUUUAUACAGUUCUUAAGGGGUACAUUUACGUACUCCUGUGGUUUUUCUACCCAUGUUUGUCGAUUUUGACACUGUAGUGGUGUGGCUCGCUGCACUCAUGGUUACUGUGUCCGUGCUCUAUGUUAGAGUGGAUUUUGAGCACAUUUGUAGUGCUACACUGAAUGAAGCAGCAUCAGGUCAUACCGCUGAUAAUCAUUGCUUACUAUUUUGCCUACAUGGGGCCAGCAGAGUGGUGGGAAAGGCCAUCUGCGUGAUGCUACGGUGUUGACUAAUGCAUGCACACCAUAGCAGUGUUAAGAACUACGUCAAACUUGCGUUUGACUUGUAAACACUACUUUUUAACAUUUGUUUGAUUUGAUGAUCAUUUUAAAUCAGUUCUGAACAAAAUAUUUGUUUUUCUUUCACUAUUGGUGGCACAGAAUUUUGUGUACGUGGAAUGUUAUCUCACAGUGCACUGUGUUGUCUGUGUUACUGCAUUCAUAAGGGGCCUUUCACACUGAACAUGUUUUUGCAUCCGUUUGCUCAGUUUUUUUAAUGGUUGUUCUAUGUAAACAUGUGCUAGAUGGACUUCUUUGACAGUUGCACCACGUCUCGCUGUUUUUUUUAGCAUCUUGCAUUGGAAUGGCUUCGAGACUAUCUGCUUUCUGUUCCAUUCGUUGCGCUGCAUCUAGAUUUUUUUAAUGCAAGAACGUGUUUGGUCUGAACGACCCCUAUCUUAAAUCAAGUACGUGUAAAGUGUAUUAUGUUCACUAUGCACUACUAAGUUAUGAACAACAGUUAAAGACAAACAUUUGUUCAGAGUUAUCCAAUCAUGGCAGAAGGAAUUGAACGUACAUUCAGAACAGUAGUGGCAAACUUGCGCAUUUAACCUUAAUUGUACGAUUAAUAAUGUCUAGAAAGUGAAAAGAUUAUUGUGAACAGGAUUUGGCCUUGAGAAAUGCACUUUAGGAUUUUUAGUGAGUAUCUUGGAUGCCCAAAACCGAUGAACGUUUGUACAAUGCAGAUACAUUUGUGUAAAUAUGCUGCUUUGCUUGUUCAAUAAAAAGGCUGCAUUUUGA